ACUGUACGAAGCCGAACUGACGUAGCCGAUUGCUUUCUCCUUCCGGCGCAUCGCAUGUUCGCGUUUCCGGAGACGACCGUGAGGAGCUCGCGUAGUCUCGCGAGAGGCGGGAAAGGCGCAGGGUUUGAAAGAUGGCGGACGACGUGGACCAGCAACAAACUACCAACACCGUAGAAGAGCCCCUGGAUCUCAUCAGGCUCAGCCUGGAUGAGCGAAUUUAUGUGAAAAUGAGAAAUGACCGAGAGCUUCGAGGCAGAUUACAUGCAUAUGAUCAGCAUUUAAAUAUGAUAUUGGGAGAUGUGGAAGAAACUGUGACUACUAUAGAAAUUGAUGAAGAAACAUAUGAAGAGAUAUAUAAAUCAACAAAACGGAAUAUUCCGAUGCUUUUUGUCCGGGGAGAUGGUGUUGUACUAGUUGCUCCUCCAUUAAGAGUUGGCUGAAACAAAGAAUUUAUCGUGUAUGGAAUAUAGGAGAUUUUGUAUGAUUGCCUCUUUAAAUGUAGAAGACAUCCAAAAGAGAAACCUGCGUUCAUUUUGAUAUUAAGAAAUGACCAAGGAUUCUUCCACUCCUGAAUUGAGUUGAUUUGCAGAUAACUCAAAAAUUCUUAAGCUAAAGGGCAUUUUAAUUUUUUUCCAACUCUUUCAAUAAAUGUGAUCACCAGGAUGCAGAACUCUUUGUUCAGGAAUUCAUUUGCUCUGUUGUUUUCUCAGACAAUUUCUGAUAUUUUUUUCCUUUAAAUUAAAUUUCAUGUUUCCUUUUUUAAUUUUUUUUAA
Messenger RNA from Canis lupus familiaris (dog), 773 nucleotides. RefSeq names its product LSM3 homolog, U6 small nuclear RNA and mRNA degradation associated (gene LSM3). The record is from RefSeq and is a predicted model, not a curated record. Lineage: Eukaryota; Metazoa; Chordata; Mammalia; Carnivora; Canidae. The transcript has 4 exons. Gene Ontology annotation, biological process: mRNA splicing, via spliceosome; P-body assembly. Bases 132 to 440 code for a protein of 102 amino acids. Gene Ontology annotation, cellular component: catalytic step 2 spliceosome; U4/U6 x U5 tri-snRNP complex; U6 snRNP. Gene Ontology annotation, molecular function: RNA binding.